AUGAAGUACUCUGCCGUCACUCUUCUCGCUGCUCUGGCUGCCUACUCCCAGGCCCAGUCCAUCUCCAUCCCUGGCGGCGACGAGGUCUCCUCUAUCAUUGGCGAUGUUUCUUCCCGAAUUGAUGAUGCCUCCUCCAUCAUUGAGGACGUCUCUACCCGCGUCGGUGAUGAGGUCUCUUCUCGCAUCGGCGAUGUCUCUUCUCGCAUCAGCACCGCCACUGAGACUGGUGCUUCUACAACCGUGACUGAAGCUUCCACCGCCACCGACUCCGCUGAGACCGAGAGCGAGACCGGAUCAAACACUGUCGACACCAGCGCUCUCGCCAGCGUGACCAGCGCUCUUGCCAGUGCCUCCAGCGCUAUCGAGGAUGAGAUUGCUUCUCUCAGCUCUGAUCUCGCCACUGCUACUGGUACUGCCAGCGAGGCUAUUGAGUCCAAGAUCGCUCAGGCCACCUCCAGGGCCGGUGCUAUCGAGAGCAGUGCUGGUGCUGCCGCCAGCAGUGCCACUGGCGACAACGCUGGUGCCAUGCCCACUGCUGCCGUCGCUAUGGGUGCUCUUAUGGGUGGUGCCGCUCUUUUUGCCAAUAUGUAG
Molecule: messenger RNA, 591 nt
Organism: Fusarium redolens
Lineage: Eukaryota; Fungi; Ascomycota; Sordariomycetes; Hypocreales; Nectriaceae
Exons: 2
Coding region: 1-591 (196 amino acids)
Source: RefSeq, a predicted model, not a curated record